AUGGCCCCCGCGACGGCAUUCGCGUUCGCGGUGCAGGUGCUGCGGGGCCGGUGGUUCAUGGCGUACGGCUCCUUCCUCAUCAUGUCGGCCGCUGGCGCCACCUACAUCUUCGCCAUCUACUCCAAGGACAUCAAGUCGACGCUCGGGUACACGCAGGAGCAGCUCAACACCGUGGGAUUCUUCAAGGACGUGGGCGCCAACGUCGGCAUCCACGCCGGCCUCAUCGCCGAGCUCUCCCCGCCAUGGCUCGUCCUUGCCAUCGGCGCCGCCAUGAACCUCGGCGGAUACCUCAUGCUCUACCUCUCCGUCACGGGCCGCGCCGGCCACCGGACCCCGCCGCUCUGGCUCGUCUGCCUCUACAUCGCCGUCGGCGCCAACUCCCAGGCGUUCGCCAACACCGGCGCGCUCGUCACCUGCGUCAAGAACUUCCCCGAGAGCCGCGGCGUCAUGCUCGGCCUCCUCAAGGGCUUCGUCGGCCUCAGCGGCGCCAUCUUCACCCAGCUCUACCUCGCCUUCUACGGCCCUGGAGGCGGCGCCAGCGGCGACACCAGGCCGCUCAUCCUCCUCGUCGGCUGGCUCCCCGCCGCCGUCUCCGUCGCUUUCCUCACCACCAUCCGGAUCAUACGCGCGCCGCGCUCGCCCGUCGCGGUACGCAGGGAGUACCGCGCCUUCUGCGCCUUCCUCUACGUGUCGCUCGCGCUCGCCGCCUACCUCCUGGUCGCCAUCGUCCUGCAGAAGCGGUUCCAGUUCACGCGGGUAGAGUACGGCGUCAGCGCCGCCGUCGUGCUGUCCAUGCUCCUCCUCCCUGGCUUCACCACCGUCCUGCGCGAGGAGGCUGCUCUGUCCAAGAACACGCCCGACGAAGCGCAGGCAGAGUCAUCGCCGGAGUUGUCCCCGGAGGUCACUGUAGACGCGAAGCAGCCGCCGGCACCCCCGCCCGCGACGUCGAUGGCGGGUCAAAGGUUGCCGCUUUCGCUUCGUCCGCCGCCGCGCGGCGAGGACUACACGAUCCUGCAGGCGCUGGUGAGCGUGGACAUGCUGCUGCUGUUCACGGCGACGGUGUUCGGGGUGGGCGGCACGCUGACGGCCAUCGACAACAUGGGCCAGAUCGGCGAGUCGCUGGGGUACCCGCGGCGGAGCGUCGCCACCUUCGUCUCCCUCAUCAGCAUCUGGAACUACCUCGGCCGCGUCGCCGCCGGGUUCUCCUCGGAGGCCUUGCUGUCCCGGCACCGCCUCCCGCGGCCGCUCAUCCUUGCCGGCGUGCUCCUGCUCACUGUCCCGGGCCACCUGCUCAUCGCGUUCGGCGUGCCCGGGUCGCUGUACGUGGCGUCGGUGGUGAUCGGGUUCUGCUUCGGCGCCGCGCAGCCGCUCAUCCUCGCCAGCGUGUCGGAGCUGUUCGGCCUCAGGUACUACUCCACCUUGUACAACUUCUGCGGCACGGCCAGCCCCCUGGCGUCGUACGUCCUCAACGUCCGCGUCGCCGGCCGCAUGUACGACCGCGAGGCGGCGCGGCAGGGGAAGGGGGUCACGUGCAUUGGCGUCCGGUGCUACAGGGAGUCCUUCUUGGUCAUCACGGCGGUCACCGUUGCCGCCGUGGUGGUGACGCUGGCGCUCGCAUGGAGGACUCGCGAGUUCUACGCGGGAGACAUCUACGCCAAGUUCAAGGCGGGAACAACUUGUAGUAGUAGUGGUGGUGCUAAUGCCAUUGCUGGUGGAGACAAGGUAGAACUGGCAGUAGAACCCAAGGAAUAG
Miscanthus lutarioriparius is the source of this 1752-nucleotide messenger RNA. The record is from the annotation of a GenBank genome assembly. NCBI's taxonomy places the organism in Eukaryota, Viridiplantae, Streptophyta, Magnoliopsida, Poales, Poaceae.